UGUGCAACAUUUAUCCCUCUCUGCAUACUUCACCUAUCCUCCCAAUACUUCCAACUCCAUUUCUCACACCCAAAACAAGGCCCUUCUUUUCUCUUCUGAGUUCAAUUCAAUUCUUUUUAUGAAACCAUGUAUAACUGUGGUAAGUUAAAUUAUUACCAUAUUAUUAUGCUGGCUCUGAGUAUUGUUUUCAGCUGCUUUUUUGGGUUUUCACAAGGCCAGCUUAUGUUUGGUUUCUACUCUAAUUCUUGCCCAAAUGCUGAAUCAAUUGUCUCCCAAGUUGUGAGUGAGAAAGUCAGGGAAAAUCCAGCUAAUGCUCCUGUUUUGCUCAGGCUUCACUUCCAUGAUUGUUAUGUUCAGGGGUGUGAUGCAUCAAUACUAAUUGACAAUGGCCCGAACGCGGAGAGAUCAGCGUUCGGGCACCAGGGAGUUAGGGGAUUUGAUGUGAUUGACCAGGCCAAGGCACAAUUGGAAGAGGCCUGCCCUGGUGUGGUUUCUUGUGCUGACAUUGUGGCCAUGGCUGCAAGAGAUGCUGUUGCUUUGGUGAAUGGUCCGAGAUAUCAAGUGCAGACCGGUAGAAGAGAUGGAACGGUUUCGGAUAAAUCUCUAGCGGAUGAUAUGCCGGAUGUUAAUGAUUCAAUCCAGACUCUCAAGGCCAAAUUUGUUAGCAAGGGACUCAGUGAUAAAGACCUUGUGGUUCUUAGCGCUGCACAUACAAUCGGCACCACAGCAUGCUUCUUCAUGGAAAAAAGACUCUACAGCUUUUCCCUGAAUGGUGUCUCCGAUCCAUCAAUAAACCCAUCUUUGCUGCCAGAGCUACAGGCCACAUGUCCACGUAACGGAGAUGUCAACGUCCGCCUACCAAUGGACCGCGGCAGUCCACAGACAUUCGACAAGCACAUUUUGCAGAACAUCAGAACUGGUUUCGCAGUUAUAGCAUCAGACGCAAAACUAUACGACGAUGUCAUCACAAGGAGCAUCGUCGACUCAUAUUUCGGCCCUCUAAACCCGGUUCUCGGCCCGUCUUUCGAGACAGAUUUUGUAAAUUCCAUGAUAAAGAUGGGCAGUAUUGAUGUCAAGACCGGUACUGAAGGGCAAAUCAGGCGCGUUUGUAGAGCUUUCAAUUAAUGGAAACUAGCAUGUCCUAAAGAAGAGAGAACAAUAAGUUUAAAGAAGCUGUAUAAUUAUAUUUUGGUAGCAUGUUAAUAAUUAGUUAACUUUUUGUGUGGUCA
Daucus carota subsp. sativus is the source of this 1229-nucleotide messenger RNA. Its product is annotated as peroxidase 43. Bases 127 to 1125 code for a protein of 332 amino acids. Gene Ontology annotation, molecular function: peroxidase activity; heme binding. The transcript has 4 exons. Gene Ontology annotation, cellular component: plasmodesma; plant-type cell wall. NCBI's taxonomy places the organism in Eukaryota, Viridiplantae, Streptophyta, Magnoliopsida, Apiales, Apiaceae. Gene Ontology annotation, biological process: response to oxidative stress; hydrogen peroxide catabolic process. The record is from RefSeq and is a predicted model, not a curated record.